Messenger RNA from Branchiostoma floridae (Florida lancelet), 1539 nucleotides. RefSeq names its product SPARC-like. Gene Ontology annotation, biological process: anatomical structure development. Lineage: Eukaryota; Metazoa; Chordata; Leptocardii; Amphioxiformes; Branchiostomatidae. Gene Ontology annotation, molecular function: calcium ion binding; extracellular matrix binding; protein binding. The transcript has 8 exons. The record is from RefSeq and is a predicted model, not a curated record. Bases 205 to 1095 code for a protein of 296 amino acids.
GAUAUGAGACAAAAAACUUGGACAUGGUGAUCACCCCUAGUGAUAAGGAGAUGGAAUGAUCUUGAUUAAGAAAGACCAGCAGUGGAAUUUCACUAAGCUGUGGCAGCCUGGUCAGAAUCUCAAGACACAAUCCAGAGGAAGGAGGCCUGUGUUGACGUGGCAAGCUAACUGUUGUUUGGUUAAGGUGCCAAACUGAUCAGCACAAUGAAGUUCUGGGCAGUACUUCUUUUGGGUGUCCUGGUUGCAGGAGCUUUGGCUCAGGAGGAUGAGCCAACUGAAGAGCAGAUGGAUGAGGCAGAUGAUAUCCUGGAGGCACUAGGAAAGGAUGAGGAGGUGGAAGAGGCAGAGGAGUCUGAGGAAGAGGAUGAGGAAGAAGGGAUUAUUGAAAAACAUCCCUGUUUCGACAAGAAGUGCAAGCGCGGGGAGGUGUGUGACCUUGAUGAGAACCUGAAGCCCAUCUGUGUCUGCGCCAAGAAGUGCCCCGAGCCAGAGGACCCUGGCCUGUCUGUCUGCUCAACUGCCAACAAGACUUACAUCUCCGAGUGCCACCUCUUCAAGCAGAAAUGUGACCUGAAGAGCAGUGAGGAUGGCAAGAGAGUGAAGAUCCAUCUGGACUACUAUGGCCCCUGUAAGCUGAUCGAGGAGUGUCUGGAGGAGGAGCUGGCUGAGUUCCCCCUGCGUAUGAGGGACUGGCUCAAGAACGUCCUGGUCCAGCGCAUGUCUCUGGAACUGCUGACAGACAAGGAGAUGUUCCAUGCCAAGAAGAUCUACGAGGACGAGCGCCGUCUGAAGAAGCGUGCCGAUGGCGGAGACUGGGAGGCUGAGAUCCUGCUGCGUGACUUCCGCAAGAACUACGCUCACUACGUCUACCCCAUCCACUGGAUGUUCUCCAAGCUGGACAUCCACCCCAAGGACAGGUAUCUGACCCACGCUGAGCUGGCCCCCCUGCGCGCCCCUCUGGUCCCCAUGGAGCACUGCACAACCACCUUCUUCAAGACAUGUGACGAUGACGGUGACAAGAGAAUCUCCCUGUACGAGUGGGGAGCUUGUCUGGAACUGAAGGAAGAGGACAUCAAGCAGUACCUGAUCGACUAAAUAUGUCCAGAGCAGUUACUGUACAAUUGAUAACAAGGGAAUAAAUUUGGUGCUACUGGUCUUUGUAACAAUCCAAAACUGAAAUGUAUGACUUCAUGUAGAUGUAUACUUUUAGUAGCAAAGUUCUAGACUUAGUAAUGUAUUUUCUCCUCUAUUUUUCCAUGUUAAACAAUGUGUAAUAACAGCAAAUAAUGCUUGAAAGCUGUAAAUGAUAUAUAUGAUAGCCUGCCACAACUUGGUAACCAUGUGAAAGAAUAUAAUGUCCAUGCCAUGUGCGCUGAUGUAAGCAGUACAUGUUUAUCAAUGGCAUUAUUAUUAUCUUGUGCUUGGGGGUAAGCUCUGGGUUUCUCUUCAGAUGAUAUAACUGCAUGUACUUAUUCCUGACAACCAGUCUCUUUCUCUUUACUCUCUGUUUUUAAUAAAUUUGAGCAAAGUCAAUUUUAA